AAAUUAAAUGUUAUAGUUAGAUGGUCGUAGAUAGCUCAGUACAGAAAGGGUAAUAAACAUGUCUAAAUAUCUGUUGAUUAGCAUUUUCUUCAUUCUAAUGAAAUUGACAAUCGGAGGCCCUACAGUGACCAUUCCUCAAGGAACUUUGGAAGGCAAUAGAGCGCAAGACAUUGAUGGAAACCAAUUUUUCAGAUUUUUAGGGAUUCCAUACGCCAAGCCACCAUUAGGAGAUCUCAGAUUUAGAGAACCUGAAUCGGCAGAGUCUUGGAGUGGAGUAAGAAAUGCAACUGUGGAAGGGAGUUCUUGCGUGCAACUAAGUGGAGGUUCCGAGGAUUGUUUGUAUCUGAAUGUUUAUACCAGAGAUCUACCGGAAAAUUCAACUGAACUCAAGCCAGUGAUGGUAUGGAUCCACGGAGGCUCCUUCACAUCGGGUUCUGGUUCUCCUACAAUCUACGGUCCAGAAUUCAUUCUAACCGAAGAUGUAGUAGUUGUUUCCAUCAAUUACAGAUUAGGACUUCUCGGGUUUAUUAGAAAUCCUGAUAAUGUGACAAUAUUUGGUGAAAGUGCUGGUUCGGUAUCAGUUCACUAUCAUGUACUUUCUCCUUUAUCGAAGGGAUUAUUCCAGAAUGCAAUUUUACAAAGUGGAGCUGCAUUGGACAGUAGGGCUGACGGUUCUGACCAUGAUACUAUAGCUUUAGCCCAAUUGUUAUACCCACUAAGAACAAUAACAUCAGAAAGUGAAGCUCUCGAUAUAUUUCAACAACUAUCUGCCAGUUCUAUACUUAUCGCACAAACUUUAUUGCUUUUGAAUGAAACUUUUGGUUCGACGAAGAGUCUCGGAUUAUCAAUAGAACCACAAUCACCCACUACUUUUAUAUCUAAGAGCCCCAUCGAGAUUAUUACUUCUGGAGAAUACAAUCAAGUACCGUUAAUAAUUGGUUACAAUAACAGGGAAGGAAUUCUGUUUAAUGAUCUAAGAAAGAAAGCAGGUUUUGACGCGAAGCCAGAAUACUUUGUACCUCACAAUGUUGACUUCUAUGGUAAUCAUACCGACAGACAGUACUACGUAGAUAAAAUUCAGGAAAAAUAUCUAUCGGGACCAAACGAUGACGAUAACGUUAUUGCCGUGAUAACGGAUUCUUUCUUUGUGGCUGGAAUUAUUGGAAGUGCCCAAAAUCACGCCCUUACCUCAGCAUCGAAUGUCUAUCUUUAUAAAAUAUCACUGGAUACCCAACUGAACUCCAUGAAGAUAUUUUACAAUCUCACUGAAUAUUGGGGAGCAUCUCAUGGUGACGAUCUAGGAUAUUUGUUUAAAACCUUAUUGACACCAACCAUCGAACCUGGCAGCGUAGAAGAAACUAGUUUGAGACGAUUGGUCAAACUCUGGACUAAUUUUGCCAAAUAUGGUAAUCCCACAACGGAUGUAGAGGAUGUAGGAAUUUCCUGGCCGGCUGUUAGUCCACAACAGCUGAACACUUUACAUAUUGAUGUUGAUUUGACAGUAGAAGUCAAUCCAGAAAGUGAAACGGUUGAGUUUUGGAAAGAGCUGUUUCAACAGAGUAAUAUAACCUCUGAAUACUUACGUUAAAAAAGAGAAAAGUUUUAUUUUGUCUGAAUAUUUCAUAUUGAAUAUAUUGUAAUUUAAAAUAAUCCAACAUUUAAGAAGUUCUAAAAUUAUUUUCUUUUUUUAUAUUAUAUAUGUUAGGGUUAAAGUCCGAUGUCCGGUUAAUAUCGACAUUAACAGGUUAAUGUUUGGGUUUGGUUAUGUUUUUGGUUGUUUUGUUGUGUAUUAUUCUCCAGAUUAACCGGGUAAUGUCGACAUUAACCGGACAUCGGACCUUAACCGUAACAUAUACAUAAUGAGAUUAAUAAUGUAGAAUAGAAUUUACACAUUAAAAAUAAAUAUUAAAAA
Sitophilus oryzae (rice weevil) is the source of this 1912-nucleotide messenger RNA. Its product is annotated as para-nitrobenzyl esterase-like. Lineage: Eukaryota; Metazoa; Arthropoda; Insecta; Coleoptera; Curculionidae. The coding region runs from base 59 to 1588 and encodes 509 amino acids. The transcript has 9 exons. The record is from RefSeq and is a predicted model, not a curated record.